Molecule: messenger RNA, 2796 nt
Organism: Eimeria maxima
Lineage: Eukaryota; Apicomplexa; Conoidasida; Eucoccidiorida; Eimeriidae
Product: leucine rich repeat protein, putative
Exons: 4
Coding region: 1-2796 (931 amino acids)
Molecular function (GO): protein binding
Source: RefSeq, a predicted model, not a curated record
AUGCGCCGGAAUCUGAGGAGCCCACAUCUUCGGCCUGGGGCCGCUGUAUGCGUAAAAGGGGUUUUUUCAGGCUCCCUGGGGAAUCACUUAGGAAUUCGCACUGCCAGCAAACCGCUGCAGUCUGAAUGGUCUAGCGGUGGCCGCGCUUCUCAGGAAACCCCGCUGGCUGUGGCUUUGGGCUGCCAACCUGGACAACCGCAGGAAAACAGCAACAGCAGCAGCAGCAGGGGUAAUUACGAAUGCAUUGCUCCUUGUAGCAGCAACACUGCAGAAACCGCAGCUCGCAGCAACACAAGUGGAUCUUUAUGCUCUAAAGGCAUGCAGGAUAGAAGAAGACGCCGGGCUCCCCAGAGACAGGCCUCUCAGCCGGCGUGUGUUUCCGGCUUAGGAUGUUUCAGUUCAAAGCAGCCGCUUAUGGGGGUCAGCGAUGAUCCCACCCACAGCAGCCCCUGCAACGGCAACGGCAACGACAGCACCAGCAACUACAACUACAGCAGCAAUGUCAUUUUGCAUCUGCCGCAGCGGACUUGCAGCAGCAGGGCUGACGGCUCUCGAGCGUCUGGCGGCCCCCGGGGAAACGAUGACGCUUCACAGCGAUCGGCAACAGAACAGUCGCAGCACGAAAGCACCAAAAACUGCUACUUUCGUCCCUACGAAGGAGACGAAGGAGGCAGAGGAGACCCUGGAACAGCUGCAGCAACUGCAGGGACAGCUGCAGCACCUGUUGCACCAAUUGAGGGGCACGCGCUGCCGUCGGUAUUUUCUGCAUCUGCAGCGGGUUCUUUCAUUGCUACCAAAGACGAGACAAAAAGGCCACUGCUUCGCAUUAGUCCAAGGCAAAUACCUGAGGGUCCGGGAAUCGAGGGCUUGCGGCGAAAAAAGGCAGGUAGCGUUGAAGUCUCAAGAAGACCGCUGUGGAAGGAGCCUAAACAAGAAUCACGGCAGAUCAACGAUGCUUUUGUUGACGUAGGAAAGGAGGCAUACAUCAACCUUGAGCAUGCGAAGCCUCCUCAAGAUCCACCAGAGGAGGUCUUGAAGCACCAAUUAAGCAUUCAAGGCCUCCAUGGAGCCGCAGGCCCUACAUGUUGUAGCAAUCACACCAGCACCAGUGGCAGCUGCAGCUACAGCAGCAACCGCGGUUCCUGUACUCUUAAGAUGGACUUAUGCAGCUAUGAUAGCACUAGCAAAGGCAACGGCACCAGCAGCAGCAACAGUCACCAUAGCAGUAGUUUCUCUGUCUCAGGCAUAACGUAUAGGCUACCAAUCCUCGAUAGAGUGUCCGACAUUUACACUGUCUCCUCACUGCACCGUGAGCAGCUCACAGCAAGAAGAGACGACGCCGAGACCAGGCCUUUCCCACGAGUUAUGAGGCCCCUUGCGCCACCUCCAGCUGCUAUGUCUGUAGAGGCCCCUAGGCCGCCUAUCCCCAUUGGCGAACCCGGGAAACACCAUCCGAUGACCCACGGAGAUCCAAAUGCCCCUGACACCCUUGAGGUGGUUCGAGUUUCGGAGGGGGAUGAAGGGCAGCUGUUGCCUGUAAGGAAGGGCAGGCGUAGCAGUAGCUGUAGCCCCCAUAUCAGCAACAGCGCCGGCCAGUGUCGGAUAUACAGCUGCACUAGUAGUAGUAGCAGUGGCAGCAGUGUCACCAAAUGCGAAGAAACCUCCGACCCUCUACAUCACAGACCCGGAGGCAUAUACGGAGGCCUAGUGUGUUCUGGCGAAGCCAAAAUCUGCAGCAGCAGAAACAACCGUAACAGCAAUACCAACAACAACACCAAAAACAGCACCGCGAACAGCAGCAGUUCCAGCUGCCUCUGCAACCCGAGCAGCGGCGCUGCGCCUCUAGAUCCGCAUAAGCCCUUCCGUGGGUCGUGUUCCGGUAAAAUGGGAGAGGCUAUUAGCGCCUCAGACACAGUAGUAGCGAGCAGCUUGAGAGCCGCAGAUACGAUGGGACCAGCAGCAAGCGUCAAGGAGGGGAAAUGUGAGGACAUGGAUGGAGAACGGGCCCCCUCUGGUGGCCGGCAGGACCCAGUUAAAGACGACGGCGCCGAGUCCCCUGAUUGCAGCCCCAACAACAGCGAUGACGAAAGGAGCCUCAAGAAGACAGCUGCGGGGACACGAGUGAGGACAGUGGGGACCCUGAACGGCGGCACUUCCGCAUCAGUUGCCUCUACAGAAGACAUCUCUGCUGAUCUUUCAUGGCUGUAUUCUGUGACGGGCAUCCGUGACUCGUCGGAAGCCAACCUUGUCGACACAAUUGAGCUAAUAAUGGACAGGCCUUUAGGGCCGAAAACCCUGAGCGCUUUGGGGACCUUCGGCUGCCUGCGACAGCUGCGGCUAGUGCAGCAGCAGAUUACCUCCCUCGGCUUCGUUGCAGCUUGCAAAAAUCUGCAGGUGCUACAUCUUCCCGAGAACCAAAUCGAGAGCCUUGAAGGAAUUCAGAACUGCAAAUUUCUAGAAGAGGUAGAUCUGACUGGCAACCGCAUUGCAGACUUGAGCGUCCUUGCAAUGCCCCCACCUGCGCAGAGAGGGGCCCUUACGGGAACCAUUGAGGGGGGCCUGCAGCGAUCCCCUGAAGAGCAGGCUUCCCGAGGGACUCCUCAAGGUCCUCUGGAAGCGCUGCAGAGGUUGCACACGCUUCGACUGAACAGUAACCGGCUGCGGAGCCUCCGGGGCCUUGAGGGCCUCGUAAGCCUGCGGGUGUUGCAGGUGGCCGACAACGAACUGACGCAUGUUGGGGCAGCCCUCACUAACAACAGGAACCUUGAACAACUGAACGUCGCGGCGAACCAGUAA